AGGAAUUUCCCUUAUUGUCUUCGCAGCUCCUUCAACCUCGCCAUGGCCUCUGCCGGAAUGCAGAUCCUGGGAGUCGUCCUGACACUGCUGGGCUGGGUGAAUGGCCUGGUUUCCUGCGCCCUGCCCAUGUGGAAAGUGACCGCUUUCAUCGGCAACAGCAUCGUGGUGGCCCAGGUGGUGUGGGAGGGCUUGUGGAUGUCCUGCGUGGUGCAGAGCACCGGCCAGAUGCAGUGCAAGGUGUACGACUCACUGCUGGCACUGCCGCAGGACCUGCAGGCUGCACGUGCCCUCUGUGUCAUUGCCCUCCUCGUGGCCCUGUUCGGCUUGCUGGUCUACCUUGCUGGGGCCAAGUGUACCACCUGUGUGGAGGAGAAGGAUUCCAAAGCCCGCCUGGUGCUCACCUCUGGGAUUGUCUUUGUCAUCUCAGGGGUCCUGACGCUAAUCCCCGUGUGCUGGACGGCGCAUGCCAUCAUCCGAGACUUCUAUAACCCCCUGGUGGCUGAGGCCCAAAAGCGGGAGCUGGGGGCCUCCCUCUACUUGGGCUGGGCAGCCUCAGGCCUUUUGUUGCUGGGUGGGGGGCUGCUGUGCUGCACUUGCCCCUCAGGGGGGUCCCGGGGCCCGAGCCAUUACAUGGCCCGCUACUCGACAUCUGCCCCUGCCAUCUCUCGGGGGCCCUCUGAGUACCCCACCAAGAAUUACGUCUGACGUGGAGGGGAAUGGGGGCUCCGCUGGCACUAGAGCCAUCCAGAAGUCCAACAGCUUUGGGAUAGGUUGGUAUCUUUUGUUUCUGCCUUCUGCUGUUUUUCUUUUGACUGAGGGUAUUUAAA
Macaca mulatta (Rhesus monkey) is the source of this 827-nucleotide messenger RNA. It is a transcript of the gene CLDN6, whose product is annotated as claudin 6. Gene Ontology annotation, molecular function: structural molecule activity. NCBI's taxonomy places the organism in Eukaryota, Metazoa, Chordata, Mammalia, Primates, Cercopithecidae. The record is from RefSeq and is marked inferred. Gene Ontology annotation, cellular component: membrane; bicellular tight junction.